Messenger RNA from Coffea eugenioides, 4434 nucleotides. RefSeq lists its product as uncharacterized. The transcript has 3 exons. Bases 1 to 4434 code for a protein of 1477 amino acids. Gene Ontology annotation, biological process: DNA integration. Gene Ontology annotation, molecular function: RNA-DNA hybrid ribonuclease activity; nucleic acid binding. NCBI's taxonomy places the organism in Eukaryota, Viridiplantae, Streptophyta, Magnoliopsida, Gentianales, Rubiaceae. The record is from RefSeq and is a predicted model, not a curated record.
AUGGUUGAAGCCGGGGAGAUUGUAAUCCGGAAAAGGGAGGCGCAAGGGCCGAACGUAAAUAGGAACCCUUUGCCGGAACAUGCCAAUACCAUUGGGGUUAUUCUGGAUGAUACGGAGUAUGUGGAACCAGUCAAAGAAUUGGCAAGGGAAGCUGAAGUGUUUGGGGUCACAGACCAACCUUUUGUCAUAGAACUGCCAUUUGAAGAGGAUGAGAAACCCUUUAUCUUGGAUCUCACGCCAGCUGAGAGUGAGUCUUUGGAGCCGGUGGUUAUCGAAUUCCCGAAGCAGGAGCCUGUCCUGAGCCUGCAACAAGUACCAUGGAAUUAUGAUGAACCUACUGUACAGAUUGGGGAAAGGUCAAUUGCAAAGAAGGAAGUAUCAGUGGUCACAAGAUCGGGGAAAAUUGCAAGCCCGUUUGAAGCAACCAUUCCGAUUCAAGCAAAUAAUUCCGAGCCACCCGCCAAACCAACAAUCACUGAGAAGGAAGCCUUGGAUUUUCUUAAAAGGCUCCAGAGAAGUGAAUACAAUGUGAUUGAGAAGCUAAGCAAGUCACCUGCCCAGAUAUCCAUGUUGGAUUUACUUUUUUCUUCAGAUGUGCAUAGGGAUGCGUUGAUCGAGGUAUUGACUAAAGCUCAAAUCCCUAGGGACAUUUCUGUUGAUAAUUUUUCGCACGUGGUUGGGAGUGUGUUAUUCACCAAGCAAAUUACUUUUUCUGACGAGGAAUUGCCGGCGGAAGGCAUUGGACAUAACAAGGCCCUGUACAUAGUUGUGAGGUGCAACGGAAAAAUGUUGCCGAAGGUAUUAAUUGACAAUGGAUCUGCUCUUAAUAUCUGUCCUUGGAGCACCUUGGAAAAGCUGGGAUUACAAGAUAUCAAGCUGAGGCCUUCAGGGACCGAGGAGCAAGCUCUAUCAAAGGCCAGUGUCAUGAUGGCUAAAGAAAUGAUCCGUGGAGGCUAUGAAUUUGACAAAGGGCUGGGACGAGAUCUGCAAGGAAUUUUGAAGCCAGUGGAGAUUAUUGAGAAAAAUGAUUCGUUUGGUUUGGGUUUCCGACCAACUGCUAAGGAUAUCAGAGAAAUGAAGGAGCGCAAGAAAGCGGAGAAAGAAGGAAGGCAAAGGUAUGAGGAAAAACCAAAACCGAACCUGGAAGAAACAGAAAAGGUUAACAUUGGCACUGAGGAUGAGGUUAAGGAGGUGCAAAUUAGUAUUCAUUUGAAUGAAAGGCAGAAAAAGGAGAUGCUUGAAUUUUUGACUAUGUUCCAAGAUGUCUUUGCGUGGUCCUAUGAUGAUAUGACUGGCAUUUCAACUGAUGUGGUGGUGCAUAGGUUACCCACAGACCCUUCUUUUCCACCCGUAAAGCAAAAACCCAGAAAAUUCAAACCAGAUAUGAGCCUCAAAAUAAAAGAGCAGAUUGAAAAACAACUCAAAACCAACAUUAUCAUUGUUUCCCAUUACCCAAUUUGGCUUUCAAAUCCUGUCCCUGUUCCAAAAAAGAGUGGAGAGGUAAGAGUUUGUAUUGACUAUAGAGACCUUAAUAAAGCCAGUCCUAAAGAUGAUUUCCCUCUACCAAACAUUCACAUUCUCUUAGACAAUACGGCCGGACAUGAGAUUGAAACCUUUUGCGAUUGUUUCGCUGGCUACCACCAAAUUUUAAUGGCAGAGGAGGAUAGGGAGAAGACUGCUUUCAUUACCCCUUGGGGUACCUUUUGCUACCGAGUCAUGCCUUUCGGUUUAAAGAAUGCUGGAGCAACAUAUCAGAGGACCAUGACAACCCUAUUUCAUGAUAUGAUCCAUCGGGAGAUGGAGGUCUACGUGGAUGAUAUUAUAAUCAAGUCUAAAAGGGCAGAGGAUCACUUGGUUGAUCUGAAGAAAUUAUUCGAGAGGUUACGGAAGUACAAUUUGAAGCUAAAUCCUGCAAAAUGCGCCUUCGGAGCACCUGCGGGUAAGCUGUUGGGAUUCAUUGUUAGCAAGAAGGGCAUAGAAAUAGAUCCGGCAAAAAUCAAAGCAAUUCGAGAUAUGCCAGUGCCAAAAACUCAGAAGGACGUGAAAAGCUUCUUAGGGAAGAUCAAUUUCAUUGGGAGGUUCAUUGGCCAACUAACUGCCACAUGCGAGCCGUUGUUCAAAUUAUUGAGAAAGAAUGUGCCGUUGUAUUGGAAUGAGGAGUGUCAACAGGCUUUUGACAAGAUUAAAGAUUAUUUGUUGCAUCCACCAGUUUUAGUGCCGCCCAAACCGGGCCGACCUUUGAUUAUGUAUUUAUCUGUACUCGAUGGAGCAGUAGGGUGUGUUCUAGGUCAGCACGAUGAAUUCGGAAGGAAAGAACAAGCCAUUUACUAUCUAAGCAAAAAGUUCACGCAGUACGAGGCUAAUUAUUCAUUCAUUGAGAAAAGCUGCUGUGCAUUGGCCUGGGCAGCCCAGAAGUUGAGACACUAUCUGUUGAGUCAUACCACGUAUCUUAUUUCCCGGUCUGAUCCUUUGAAGUAUCUUUUGGAGAAGCCGAUGCUGACUGGGCGUUUGGCGAAAUGGCAAAUAAUUCUAUCAGAGUUCGACAUUGUUUUCACCUCACAAAAGGCGGUCAAGGGGCAAGCUAUAGCUGAUCAUUUGGCGGAAAAUCCAAGGGAUGAUGAUUAUCAACCACUCCGUACUUAUUUCCCUGACGAGAGGGUCCUAUUUGUAAGCGCUGCAGAUGAUAUAAGUGAACAAAGUCCUGAAUGGAGGCUUUUCUUCGAUGGAGCUUCAAAUUCUCUCGGAGUUGGAAUUGGAGCUGUUUUGGUGUCACCCGAAGGGAAGCACUACCCUGCCGCUGCCAAAUUACAAUUCGCUUGCACGAAUAACAUGGCUGAAUAUGAAGCCUGCAUUUUUGGUCUCAAAAUGGCUUUGGAAAUGGAAAUCAAAGAGUUGAUAGCUUUCAGCGAUUCAGAUUUGCUCGUGAACCAAACUUUGAAGCAGUGGAUAACCAAAGAUUCAAAAAUUCUACCCUACCAUUGUAGCCUGCUCACUCUGGCCAAGCAAUUUCAAAAUUUGGAAUUCAGACAUCUUCCUCGAGCCCGAAACGCAUUUGCUGAUGCUUUGGCCACUUUAGCUUCCAUGAUCCAGUAUCCAGAUGAAUUAAAAAUCGAACCAAUCCAAGUUCAACUUCAAGACAAGCCUGCCCACUGCUGGGUUGCAAAUGAGUCUUUUGACAAUGUUCCUUGGUAUAGUGAUCUUAAGGAGUUUCUUAAAACUGGGUCUUACCCUCUGCAUGCUGGUACAAAAGACAAGAAUUUUCUGCGUAGAAUGGCUUCCAAAUUCUUCUUAAAUGGAGAAGUGUUAUACAAAAGAACCUCGGAUUUGAACCUUUUAAGGUGCAUUGAUGAGGAUGAGGCUCAAUAUAUGAUGAAAGAAGUGCAUAGUGGCGUUUGUGGACCUCACAUGAAUGGCCAUUUGCUAGCAAAGAAAAUCAUGAGAACCGGAUACUUCUGGCUUACUAUGGAGCAUGAUUGUAUAGACUUUGUCCGGAGAUGUAUAAAAUGCCAAAUGCACGGUGACAUUAUACGCGCUCCACCCACUGAGUUGCAUAGCAUGACCGCCCCGUGGCCUUGUUCAAUGUGGGGUAUGGACAUGAUUGGUACAAUCGAUCCUCCUGCUUCAAAUGGACAUCGAUUUAUAUUGGUGGCAAUUGAGUACUUUACCAAGUGGGUUGAAGCGGAGUCAUUCAAACAUGUCACGAAGAAGGUAGUGGCCAAUUUCCUGAGAGAUCACAUCAUCUGUCGUUUUGGAGUACCCGAAACGCUUAUCACGGACAAUGCCAAGAAUUUGAACAAUGACAUGGUAGAUGGACUAUGUGAGCAGUUCAAAAUCAAACACCGCAAUUCUGCCAUUUAUAGGCCUCAGAUGAAUGGAGCUGUAGAAGCCGCAAAUAAGAAUCUGAAGAAAAUUAUCCGCAAAAUGACAGAAAAGCAUCGCGAUUGGCAUGAAAAGUUGCCUUAUGCACUCAUGGCGUACCGGACUUCUAUCCGGACAUCGACUGGGGCAACGCCAUAUUCGCUUAUGUAUGGGAUGGAAGCUGUAUUACCAGCUGAGGUUGAAAUUCCGUCGCUACGAAUCCUUAUGGAAGCUAAAUUGGAGGAGGCCGAUUGGAUCAAGCAGCGCCAUGAGCAAUUGACUUUGAUAGAUGAGAAGCGAUUCAACGCUAUCUGUCAUGGUCAGUGUUAUCAAAAGCGUGUGGCCCGGGCUUACAACAAAAAGGUCCAUCGGCGGGCAUUUGAAGAAGGUGACAAAGUGCUAAAGCGAAUCUUGUCGAUGCAAGAUGAAGCUAAAGGCAAAUUUGCUCCAAACUGGCAAGGGCCGUUCAUUGUCCAAAAGGUAUUACCUGGCGGAGCUCUUAUUUUGGCGGAAAUGGAUGGACGGGUUUUCCCUCAACCCAUCAACUCAGAUAUGUGCAAAAAGUUUUUCAUUUGA